Messenger RNA from Epithele typhae, 498 nucleotides. RefSeq names its product ribosomal protein L12. The transcript has 4 exons. The coding region runs from base 1 to 498 and encodes 165 amino acids. NCBI's taxonomy places the organism in Eukaryota, Fungi, Basidiomycota, Agaricomycetes, Polyporales, Epitheliaceae. The record is from RefSeq and is a predicted model, not a curated record. Gene Ontology annotation, molecular function: structural constituent of ribosome; large ribosomal subunit rRNA binding. Gene Ontology annotation, biological process: translation. Gene Ontology annotation, cellular component: ribosome; cytosolic large ribosomal subunit.
AUGGCCCCCAAGCUCGACCCCAACGAAAUCAAGAUCAUCUACCUGCGGGCUACGGGUGGUGAAGUGGGUGCCUCCUCAGCACUCGCUCCCAAAAUUGGUCCUCUUGGUCUCUCGCCGAAGAAGGUCGGUGAAGAUAUCGCUAAGGCCACUGGUGCAUGGAAGGGUCUCCGUGUAACCGUCCAGCUUACCAUCCAAAACCGUCAAGCCAAGGUCGACGUUGUUCCCUCUGCCUCCUCCCUUGUCAUUAAGGCUCUUAAGGAGCCCCCACGCGACCGCAAGAAGGAGAAGAACAUCAAGCACUCCGGCAACAUUCCCUUCGACGAGAUCGUCGACAUUGCGCGCACGAUGAAGUCAAAAUCGCUCGCCAAGGACCUUGCGGGUUGCGUCAAGGAGAUCCUCGGCACUGCGCAGAGCGUCGGCUGCACCGUGGAGGGCCAGCCCCCACACGACGUCAUUGACCAGAUCAACGAGGGGGAGCUUGAGGUUCCAGAUGAGUAG